AUGGAAUCUCAGCACAAGCUUUCCGAUGAUUCUGCUGAGCUUGGGCUAUCCGAACAUACAACCAGCAACGACUUCACAGCGUGCCUUCGCGAGGAAGGGCUGGAGCGCUGUCAUGUAGAGAAAGUGCAUGAUUGCCACGCAGCGAAAAGGCACAUUGAAGAUAUCCGCAGAAGAAAGGGUCUCGAUCUCCCCGAAGGACAAGAGUCUACUGCAAAUGUUGAAGAUCUUGAGAAUUCUCUGGAUGUUCUUUCAGACCAGCUUUAUUCAAAGCCUACCCAUUUCCUCCUUGAACUCAUCCAGAAUGCUGACGAUAAUUCAUACAACACUGAGACACCUACAAUAUCCUUCAACACCGUCGAGGGAUGCUUACGUGUUGCUUGCAAUGAGAAUGGAUUUUCUCCUGCCAACGUGGAGGCCAUUUGUCGCAUCAAGAAGAGCACGAAAAAGAAUCGGUCAGAAGGGUUCAUUGGAGAGAAGGGUAUCGGCUUCAAAUCUGAUGAUUUUCCUGUCUCGGUUGCAUCGGGCGAAACCCAUUUCCACCUACAGCUCUCCCUAGAGAAGAAUUGUCAAGCAGAGAAGGAUUUGAUCAAGCAACUUCGAGUCUUUGACAGUACAAUACUCCUAUUUCUGCGGAAACUCAAGAAAAUCGAGAUCAUCGUCUCCGACAAAGAUUGGAUGAAGCAUUUCACCAACCAGAUUACAAGGAUUGACUCAAAUGCACAUGGAGGAGAACUGAUUACCAUCAAGAAAAAGUGGACGAAGACCAAAAGGGCAGAUGAGACCCUCCAGUAUUUCGUCGUGCGACACAACACAAGUGAAAUGCCCAAUGAGCCGAAGAGAGAUGGCAUUAAGAUCUCAGAAGUUGUACUUGCCUUUCCCUUCAUUGAGCAUAAGCCUGCGUUCCACAUGCAAAAGGCCUACGCAUUUCUCCCAAUCAGAGAAUCUGGCUUCAGAUUCCUCCUACAAGCGGACUUUCUUCUCAUCGCUAACCGAGAGGAUAUUGAGACAUCGAGCCAAUGGAAUGAUCAUCUACUUGCCGGGCUGGCGGAAUGUUUCGUUCAAGCAGUCAAGCGCUUCAAUUCUGCAGAGGCUUUGGUUCUCCGCCAUACAUGGCCGGGCUUUCUUCAAAACAUGCCCCAUUCAGACGCCAACAGUUUCUCAUCUCUUGGAAACCAGAUUCUAGAUCGCCUCAGGUCUUAUCCCAUCCUAGAGUCUCAAGCUGGCACUUUCGUACGUCCUGUUGGAGCUUUCUUUGUUCCCCGAGCUUUUCGCGAUGAUGAUGAGCGCUUCAUCUUGAAUUGUGCUGGAGAUGGCCACAAGUACAUAUCGGCCGGUUAUGAGACCCACGAUAAGGAACACAUCGUGCUCAAGAUGAUGGGUGUAGAAAUCAUGAAGUUUGCUGACUUUAUCGACAUCCUGAGAAGCUAUAUGACUGAUCACACACAAGCGUUUAGAAAUCAAAGCGCUGACUGGCAUUCUUUGGUUGCCAACGUACUCUGUACACAAGCCAGCAAUACGGAUCUGCAGUCGCUUGCUAUCAUUCCUUUACAGACAGGACGUUGGAUAUCAAAAAUUGAUGGUCAAGCACACUUCGAAACUCCAGAAGCGAUUGUUGCCGGAAAGGUUCCUGAGGGUGUUCCAGAGCUACUCAUUGUAGACCAUGCGGUCUCUGAGCAGCGACAACGGCGCAAGCUGCUUGAGAAACUUGGUGUGAAGAACCUAAAUCAAGCAGAGGUAUGCCGAUUGAUCAUCAACUGUCAUGCGUCGACGAAGGCGCCGCAGCUUACAUUGGACGCUUACAUCUCGCAUGCGGCGUACCUGUUUGAGGCCACCUCUACAGGCGUCUUCUCACCGCGAGGCCAGAACUUCUGGGUACUGGACAAAGACGGAAGAGCACGCGUAGCGGCAAACAUGUAUCUUGAAAAACCCGAUUCCGCUCAUUCGAUCACUUCUCUUCUCGAUGGACCCUCGUGGUAUUCAUGCUUGCUACAUCCUGCAUAUUUGUUGGCGUACAAAAGCAAGAAAUUGGAAAGGUGGAUUAAAUGGCUCGAAACCCAUCUUUCCAUACGAACCACUCUCCAGAUUGCAAAUAAAGGAGAGUUGACUCCUGAAUUUCGGCAUAUUAGAGCAACGCAACCAUCGCCUGUGGUUCUCGAAAUCUUGCUGGAAUCAUGGACCAGAGAACCAGAUCAGUUGAACCCAGGCCUCAAACAAAGGCUUGGAGGAAUGGAUGUGGGCUGUGAGGGAAUGCAGGUAACCAAACAUCUGAACAGGACUUGCUUACCUAUACCCGCCCUCAAGGAUGUGGCACCACCUGGUAUUUUCUAUGUUCAGCUAAAUCUACCAUUGAAGCCGAAAUGGAAGAAGCUCCAAGAGUUCGGAGUUGUCGUUGAGCCCAACCUGGCAUUUUAUCUCCAGUGUCUCUCAUUGGCGCAAGGGAAUCCAGUCACAAAGGCUCAGAUGACUAAGCUUUACAAAAGCAUCGACAGUCAUUGGAUUGAGAACCCUAAACUUGUAGAUGAGCACUUUGCGAAGUUUGAUAGCCUUGCCAUCUAUGUGCCUAGGCGUAAGCAGUGGGUCCAUCGAAGGCAAUGCGCAUGGGAAACUGCCCCUGGAAUGGGCGCGGAAAUCGUUCUAGCCGAUCAAUAUCCAGAGUUGCAAUCGUUCUUUUUCCAUCGACUCAAGAUUCCAAGCGCGACGAUUGCCAAGGUCAUUCACAAGUUGUGGACCAAGACCGAUCACGCAUCUCUCGAUAUGCAACGUCGCAAAGUCUUGAUCUUCACUUUGAGUGACUUCCUUAGGAGGUCACCAGGAGACUACCACAAGCUCGGGGUGCUGAAAGAUGCACCUGUCAUGCCGGUGGCCGACAACAGAUAUGGCACAUCAGCAAUCAACCUUGUUUCGCUAAACAAAAUGUGGUGGUAUUUCGCGGAUCAACACCGCUACUACAAAUGUUUCUCGAACAAAGUGACUUUCGCAGACUUUCGAGUCGAAGAAUAUGCUCGUCUCGAACCUCUUGAUCAAGCUAUACAGCGAGUCUGGGGAGGGCACCAUCGCCUUUCGGUCUCAGUUAUGGAGGAAAAAGACCGUGGCUCUUCUUUAUCUCUUGAUGUUAGUAGCACAAACUCCUUGCGGCAGAUGGUGAAGUACUUAAGAAGAAUCGUAAGAGCCGCGAUUGCUAGGCAUAGCAAAGAUCUCGGGCGAAAAUUACAGCUUCUCAACCUCAUAUCGGUCUUUACUUCUCCCAACAUGGUUGUCAAAACCUCGGUCGUGAGGGGUCAGAUUGGUAAUACAACAUUAUAUGGCGAGACCAUGCCCGGAAAGAUGAUGCUUCGCGAAAUGCCGAAUGAUAUUCAACUGUUUGUGCAUCCAGCGAGCACAGUGUAUCCAUCAAAUCAAAUCAGUCAAAUCGAGGCCUAA
Molecule: messenger RNA, 3420 nt
Organism: Endocarpon pusillum Z07020
Lineage: Eukaryota; Fungi; Ascomycota; Eurotiomycetes; Verrucariales; Verrucariaceae
Exons: 5
Coding region: 1-3420 (1139 amino acids)
Source: RefSeq, a predicted model, not a curated record